Tetrapisispora phaffii CBS 4417 is the source of this 3141-nucleotide messenger RNA. RefSeq lists its product as uncharacterized. Lineage: Eukaryota; Fungi; Ascomycota; Saccharomycetes; Saccharomycetales; Saccharomycetaceae. The record is from RefSeq and is a predicted model, not a curated record. The transcript has a single exon. Gene Ontology annotation, cellular component: cell septum; cell periphery. Gene Ontology annotation, molecular function: chitin synthase activity. The coding region runs from base 1 to 3141 and encodes 1046 amino acids.
AUGAAUGUUGGAAAUUCAGAUGCCACAAAUAAUGCUGAAAGUGAGACCUUGGAUAAUAAUUCAGCAUAUGAUAGCAACUCAGCGGAGAAUGGAGUUAGUGAACAUAGAUUACGCUGGUAUCAAAAAUUUGGUAGAUUCGCAAAUACAGGUGAUGCUAGGGCAAGAUUUAAUUAUUGGCUGUUUUACUGUUAUUUACUAACAUUUUGGAUUCCAGCAGCUCUUUUAGCUAAAUGUGGUAUGAGAGAACAUGGAAGGAGAGUGGCUUGGAGAGAGAAGAUAGGUCUCCUAUCUAUUAUCUUGUUCUUAGGCUUGUUUGUAUCAUUUCUGACAUUUGGAUUCAAUAGAACAAUCUGCUCUCCAGUUGAGAACACUAGGGAUCACAAAGACAAUUUUUCUGAUACAUUACUAAUGCAUGGUAAGGCUUUCAAUCUUCAACUAUUUAAUCAUAUCGUUGUACCAGGGAUCUCUCAAACUACCAACUUCAUGGGUGAACCUUAUAAUUAUGGUGGCUAUGAUGCCAGUUUUUUGUUUCAGAACGUUAAUGGAAAUUGUAAAGGAUUAAUUACACCUAAAGAUAACUGUACAAUACCACAUAAUGAUAUUGGAGAUCUAGCGUGGUACUAUCCUUGUAAAAUUCUUAACGACGUUGGAGAACUUAUUGAAUAUUCAAAUGAAAUGGAAUUAGAAAGUCACUUUGAUGGAUGGAAUUGUCAUACAUCAAAUAUCUCAAGAGAAGAAUUUUAUAAAAUGAACUCAUCAGUUACUGUCACAUAUAAAUGGGAGGAUUUGAAGAAACAAUCAAAUAAGUUGGUAGUUGUAAACGGUCAGGUGUUGGAUUUGAGUCGUUUGGAUUAUUUAGAUAGAUAUAAUUUGAACUAUCCCAUUCAUUUUGACGAAAUAAAAACAUUAAAAUUAGAAGGUUAUGAUCUGUCAUUGCUAUAUACUUCUGAGGGUCAGAAAAGGAUGUUACGUUGUCUUACUGAAAUAACAAAAGUUGGCAUUAUUGAUUCAAAAACAGUGGGAUGCCUAAUUGCAGAUGUAGUACUAUAUCUAUCAUUAGUCAUUAUUUUAAGCAUUGUCAUCAGUAAAUUUUUCUUUGCCUGUUAUUUCAAGUGGGUUAUUGCAAAGGGUCAAGGUGUCUCUAAAGUAGAUAAUAAAACUUUCCUUAAAGAAUUAAGAGAUAUUGAAAAGUGGUCGAACAAUACAUUAGAACAAGAUCAAGAGAAUUUAAAUAAUAAUAUCCAAAGAAGUUCAAAUAAUAACGAUGAUCAAGGUAAUAAUGAUUUCGAAAUUGAGACUCCAAUUAAAUUUAAUGAAAAGGUUGAAAAACAUUUUCCAUACCUUUCAAGAAUUAAACAUGUCAACAACAAACCUUCAACCGAUGAUAAUAUUGACAUAUCAGUUAAGGGUUACACGACUAUUUCAUUACAAGACCACUUCCACAAAGUUAGUAGCAGCAGUCAAUGUCUAUUAAAAACAAAUUCCUUUUUAAAUGGGCUUAAUUCUUCAAUCAGUUUAGUGCCUUCUGAUAAAGGAAGCACGUCUCAAUUACAAUUUGAAAAGUCUUUAAUUCACAAGAAAGCUUUAGUGCAACCAGAUAUAUAUUUCACACCGUUUAACUUUCCCCUUGUGUACACAGUAUGUUUUGUCACUUGCUACUCAGAGGAAGCAGAAGGUAUAAAGGCCACUUUGGAUUCAUUGACAGCCACAGACUAUCCAGGUUCUCAUAAACUGUUAAUGGUAGUAUGUGAUGGUCUGGUAAAGGGUUCGAAUAAUGAUAAAACGACACCAGAAAUCUGCAUUAGUAUGAUGGAAGAUUUUGUGAUUGAUCCCACAGAUGUAGAAGCAAGUUCUUAUAUUGCUGUUGCAACAGGAAGAAGGAGACACAAUAUGGCAAAGAUAUAUUGCGGUUAUUAUAGAUAUAAAGGCAAUGAUAUUAAAAAUAAAGAUAAAAGAUUACCAAUGGUGACUAUAGUUAAAUGUGGAUUACCAGAAGAAUCACAAGAUGUUAAGCCUGGAAACAGAGGUAAGCGUGAUUCCCAAGUGUUAAUGAUGUCCUUUUUCCAGAAACUACUAUUUAAUGAACGUAUGACAGAAUUGGAAUAUCAUUUACUGAAAGGUAUUUGGCAAAUAACAGGCACAAACGCAACAUUUUAUGAACUAAUACUAAUGGUGGAUGCAGAUACAAAAGUUUACCCAAACUCAAUAUCUCAUAUGGUGGCAGAGAUGAUUAAAGAUCCACUUAUAAUGGGUUUGUGUGGUGAGACUAAAAUAGUCAAUAAAGCACAGUCAUGGGUAACAAUGAUUCAAGUUUUUGAAUAUUACAUAUCUCAUCAUCAAACAAAAGCUUUUGAGUCUGUUUUUGGUUCAGUAACAUGUUUACCAGGUUGUUUUUCGAUGUAUAGACUAAAAGCUCCAAAAGGAACAGAGGGCUUCUGGGUGCCAAUAUUGAUAAAUCCUGACAUUGUCGAAAAGUAUUCUGAUAAUGUAACAAAUACCUUACAUAAAAAAAAUUUGCUAUUACUCGGUGAGGAUCGUUACUUAUCAUCACUUUUACUGAAAACCCACUCUGGAAGGAAAAUGGUCUUUGUCCCUAAGGCUGCAUGUAAAACUAUGGUGCCUGACACAUUUAAAGUUUUAUUAUCACAAAGAAGACGUUGGGUAAACUCUACAAUACAUAAUUUAUUUGAACUUGUAUUGGUUCGAGAUUUAUGUGGAACAUUCUGUUUCUCAAUGCAAUUCUUCAUUUUAAUUGAAUUAAUUGGAACUUUGGUUCUUCCAUUGGCUAUUUGUUUCACAAUGUACAUAAUAUUUUUUUCUAUCACUUCCUCACCAACACCCGUCAUCACUUUGGUAUUGCUAGCAUUAAUUUUAGGAUUACCUGGUAUACUAGUUGUGGUGACAGCAACAAGGAUCUCUUACAUUAUGUGGCUAGGAGUAUAUAUUUUGGCACUUCCAAUUUGGAAUUUUGUUAUCCCAGUAUAUGCGUAUUGGAAAUUUGAUGACUUCUCUUGGGGAGACACUAGAGCUGUCGAUGGAGAAACGAAAGACAACCAUGGAGAUGAUGAAGGUAUUUUUGAUUAUUCGAAUAUCAAAUUAAUGAAAUUAGAAGAUCAUAUAAAAUUAGACAGUAAUAUUUAA